AUGCUGAGGAAGUGUCUUCACCCUACAGAGGAGUUAGUGGCUAGGAUUCCAGAGGAUCUUCAGCCAGAUUUGACAGUGCCGGCAGUGCCUGUGAGGAUUUUAGAGAGGAGGGAAAAGGUUCUGAGGAACAAGAGGAUUCCCUUACUGAGGAUUUUGUGGGAUUGCAGUGGUUCUACAGAGGAGACUUGGGAGCCAGAGGCAAAGAUGAAGUUGAAGUUCAGGAAGUGGUUCGACAAGCAGGUCGAGGAAAUUUUUACUCUAAGGAUUGCGAUCCUGAAUAACUCAUCAUGUUUUUGGAGACUUCGUUCUCUGGCAGACUCUCUGGGUGCAAGUAGGCCUCAGUUGAGUGUAGCUUAUCUGGGUGCAAGUAGGCCUCAGUAUAAGCAGUUUAGUUCAUCUGGGUGCAAGUGGGCCUCAGUAUGGACGGUUUCGGGUUCGUCUGGGUGCAAGUGGGCCUCAGUGCGGACCGGUGUGGACUUGUCUGGGUGCAAGUGGGCCUCAGUACAAGUGGUUUUACCUAUUCCUAUCCCUGAUUCUGCAAGUGCACAGGUCAGGUGUAGUAACGGGUUAUCGAACACAAGGAGCAGAUAA
Microthlaspi erraticum is the source of this 591-nucleotide messenger RNA. The record is from the annotation of a GenBank genome assembly. Lineage: Eukaryota; Viridiplantae; Streptophyta; Magnoliopsida; Brassicales; Brassicaceae.